GAGCUUUCAAGUCAGAAGCACUGUUCCGUGUAGCGGAAUGUUGUCGAUCUGCAGCAAGAUGAUGUCUCUGAAAACUGGGUGGAUUCUUCUCUGCCUAGCUUCUAUUUCGUCUGGCUAUGAAUAUUGUUACGAGUAUGACGGUUUUCAAACAAAGAGCUUGACAUGUGUAUACUCAUGCUGUGGAACUAGCAGUUACAGAUAUUGCUGCGGCAGCUCGAGUUCUUCUUCAAGCGUUGGUGUGAUUAUCGGCAUCGUCGUUGGCGUCGCUCUCCUCAUCGCCCUAGUUGUAGGAAUAAUCGUGUGCUGCGUCUGUUGCUGCAAGUCAUCCCCAGGUCAUCGAGGUCAAGUAGUGACGAGCGGGCAACAACUUACUGUUAUAUCUGCAGGUCCGAAUUCGGUCAGUGGUGCAUAUAAUGCUGGAUAUGUCCACACGAUUCAGUCUCCUCCUGGAACAUUCAUCCAACCACCAGUUGCAAUGGCACAACCUCCACCACCCUACUCUCCACCAAUAGGACCAGGCCACCCCCAGAACCAGGGCCAGGCCAUCCACCAGGACCAGGACCAGCACAUCCACCAAUGCAGGGACAAGCCUAUCCACCAAUGCAAUCACCAGCACAUCCACCAGGACCAGACCAGCCCCCAGGACUAGAACCAGCCCACCCACCAGGACCAGCCCACCCAUCAUUGCAAGGACAAGCCGCCCAUCGACCAUCACCCGCUGGAUCUACUGCUCCUCAAAUGGGAAACAUCUCUGAACGCACCAAAACAAACGACGGUGACGAGCACGUGUACACCAGCCUGCAGUUUUAGAGACAAUUCGGUUCAGGACCACUCUUAACUCACCACACCAAACCACAUGCAUCUGUAAUGGGAAGCGGUGACACCAAUGCUGUUAUAUGUGAUUGUGCAUACUACCCAGUAUGACUGUGAAACACCAGGUGUCAUCAAUAAUGUUCAGCGAUGCAUUCCCACAAUGUUCACAACUAUAUUUCCUUUUACCCUCAAUAGAAUCUUUUCCCGUAAAUAACCAAGACUGAUAAUUCCUCAGCGUUGAUAUUAAAUGAAUACGAAAGACAAUUCACCAUGAACUUGGAUGUAUAACGUUUUGGCUGCAGUGGGGAUAAACAAUAUAUGUUGUUGGUAGCUUAAGCAUUUCAAAUGAUAUACCUGUUUGCUUUUUUAUACUGUUUACGUAUUUCAUACUAAUACCUGCAUGUAAAAAUGUGAUCACUUGCACAGGGGCUUAAACUUAUAUCUUGUGUCAUAUAAUUUCAUUCUUUCUUCAAUUAUUCAUAAUAUCGUUUAUAUGUUUUGACGUCCAAGAAUGAAUGUAGUCAUCAAUGAGGAUUUUUGAAUUUCUGUAAGGACAACAUGCGUGGUGUCCAUGCGGUUCCAAACCAUAGCAUGUUUUUAGAUCUAAUACGGCAGAUGAUAUAGACAAAAGUAGUACAAUGCACAGCACACGUACAAUAGAUCCGGGAAUUUGUGACAUUAAAGCUGUUAUAAUACUA
Molecule: messenger RNA, 1511 nt
Organism: Haliotis rubra (blacklip abalone)
Lineage: Eukaryota; Metazoa; Mollusca; Gastropoda; Lepetellida; Haliotidae
Product: protein shisa-5-like
Exons: 4
Coding region: 38-649 (203 amino acids)
Source: RefSeq, a predicted model, not a curated record